UUGGCAUGCCCGUGCUGUCACCAUCGCCCUAUGUCUGUGCGGUUUCUCCUUUGGUGGAAUGCGGCUGGGUCGUUGCGGGCUGAGGCUCGUCUUUGGGCUGCCCUGGUUCCGCGGCGUUCGGUUCCCGGCCCGGUGUCCCGGCGGGUUCGCAGUCGCGGGCCGGGGCGAGCGGCAGCGCGGGCUGCGGGCGGCGGCGGCUGCAGUCCCAGCGCGCACCGCUGGGUGGUGCCCUCGGCCAAGGCGGCGCCGAGCGGCUGCGGCAGCGGAGGCGGCCGAGCCCGGAGCGGCACAGCCCGAGCGAGCCCGGCCCGGCCCGGCCCGGCCCGGCCCAGCUUAGAGCAGCCCAGCGCAGCCGGGCGGAGGUGGCGGCGGCUGCGGCAGCGAGCGCUGCCCCGUGUCCCCCGCUGCCGGGACAGCCCGGCUGCAGAGGUUGCGGAGCGCCGGCCGCAAUCUGAGGCAGCGAGGGAAGGCGCCCGCGCCGCACUUGGCCGCUUGCUUUCGGCGGGGAAUCGCCCGGGACAGCCGCCCAGAGACCGACACCGGCCGCCGCCGCCGCCGCCGCCGCCGCGCCAUGGCGCUCGCAAGGCAAGUGCUUUGUGUGUGUGCUUUGCUGUCGCUGCCGCUCGCUCGCGCCGAGCCCAUCCGCUACUCCGUGGCCGAGGAGGCGGAAAGCGGCUCCCUGGUGGGCAAGCUGGCGGAGGAUGCGGGGCUGCCGCCGGCGCAGCUCUCGGCUCGCCGCGCCCGCCUGGUGUCGGAGGACGGCCGGCAGCAUUUUCGCUUGGAGCGCGCCUCCGGCCGCCUGCUGGUGGCGGGGAGGCUGGACCGGGAGCAGCUGUGCGGCCAGUCCGCCACCUGCAUGCUCCCCUUCGAGCUGCUGCUCUCCGGCCCCCUGCAGUUCUUUCGCGUCGAGGUGACUCUGGAGGACAUCAAUGACCAUUCACCAGUUUUCCGAGAAGACCGAGUCACUUUUAGGAUUCCGGAAACGAGCGAGCCAGGUACACGGUUCCCUUUGGAGGUGGCUCGGGACCUGGAUAUUGGCAGGAACACAGUCCAGGAGUACAGCAUUUCUCCAGAGAGCGAGUAUUUCAGUGUCUCCUAUGGGACUGGGGUAACAGGCAAGAAGUAUCUUGAACUGAUUUUGGAAAAGCCACUAGACAGAGAGGAGCAGACAGAGAUGAGUUUCAAUGUUAUUGCCGUGGAUGGGGGCUCUCCUCCCAGGACUGGUACCACCCAAGUGACUAUAGUCAUUCUGGAUGCAAAUGACAAUGCUCCCAUAUUCUCACAGGAGGUGUACAUAGGAAAGAUUCUGGAGAACAUGCCAGAAGGCUCUGUGGUUCUGACAGUGCUGGCAACUGAUCGAGAUGCAGGAGUUAAUGGGGACAUCUCCUACCAACUUAAUGAAGUGGUUGGUGACAGUGAGUCAGCAUUUGUGAUUGAUGCCAUAACUGGUGAAAUUAAACUCACAAAACCUCUGGACUUUGAGGAAGCAGACAUUCAUGAGCUCAGUGUGAGAGCCACAGAUGGAGGGGGCCUGUCAGCAAUCUGCAAAGUGUUGGUGGAGGUGGUGGAUGUGAAUGACAAUGCCCCAGAGGUGGUGGUCAGUUCCUUCAGCAGUCCCCUCCCCGAGAACACAGUGCCCGGCACGGUGGUUGCCCUGUUUACGGUCAGGGACCGGGAUUCUGGUGCCAACGGGAAGAUCUCCUGUGCCCUGGAGGAUGAGCUGUCCUUCUCCCUGCGGGCAGCCUAUAAGAAUUACUAUGAGCUGGUGACAGUGAGCGCGCUGGACCGGGAGGAGAGGCCUCAGUACAUCCUGAGUGUGACGGCAGCAGAUGCGGGCUGGCCUCCUCUGAGCACCACGCAGACCUUCACCGUGGAGAUCUCGGAUGUCAACGACAACGCCCCCGUCUUCAACCAGAGCUCCUACACCAUGUACGUGCGUGAGAACAGUGCGGCCGCGGUGUUUGUUGGAGCCGUGAGCGCUGCAGAUGCUGACGUGGGGCUGAAUGGCAAGGUGAGCUAUUCCCUGGCAGCAGAGCAAGGGGCGGAGCGGCCCUGGUGCUCCUGCCUGUCUGUGGACUCGGAGAAGGGGCACGUGUUUGUGCUGCGGCCCCUGGACUACGAGCACUUGAGGCAGACGGAGGUGACGGUCAGUGCCUCUGACGCGGGCUCUCCUCCCCUGCGAGCCAACGUCACCGUCCGCCUGGUCGUGCUGGACGAGAAUGACAACGCCCCGCUCGUGCUGUACCCAGCCCAGGAGAGCAGCCCAGGCUCCAGCGAGCUGGUGCCCGUGUGGGCCGAGGCGGGCUACCUGGUCAGCAAAGUGGUGGCCGUGGAUGCGGACUCGGGCCAGAACUCCUGGCUCUCGUUCCAGCUGCUGAGGGCCAGCGAGCCAGGGCUGUUCUCCGUGGGCCUGCAAAGCGGGGAGGUGCGUCUGAGGAGGCCGGUGACAGAGAGAGACAGCGUGAAGCAGAAGCUGGUUGUGCUGGUCAGAGACAACGGCAAGCCCCCGCUGUCAGCCACGGCAGCUCUGAGCGCUCUCCUGCUCAAGGACUUCUCAGAGGUGCGCCUGCCGCACAGCAGCCCGGCCUCCGAGGACCAGGGCGGCUCCCUGACCACCUAUUUGAUCAUUGCCUUGGUCUUUGUCUCACUGCUCUUCCUCGUCUCCAUCGCCGUCUUGGUGGCUCGCAAGGUGUGCGGGAGGCAGGAGCUGAAGGCUGGCCCUGUGCUUUAUGCUGCCGACACCUUGCAGAGCGGCCUGGCCGAUGCAGCCGCUGCAGGGACCCUGCCCCGCGCCUAUUGCUACGAGAUCAGCCUGACCACGGGCUCGGGCAACAGCGAGUUCAAAUUCCUCAAGCCCAUCGUGCCCAGCCUGCCCCCUCAGCACUGCACCGUGGGCCAGGGCCCGGAUGAGGAACAGGAUUUCCCCGGUGUCCCUGUCAGCAGCGAGGACAUGGCCCCAGACACUGCUGGGACUCUCUCUGCAGGACAGUUCAACGCUCUUUCCUUUAACUAGCUGGGUCUCCAGAAUCAGCGGUUUCAAUACCCAUGGAAGGAAUGGAUCCAGGAUGCUCCAUGUGACUGUGGUUCAUCCAGAGUAUAGCUGUAUGUGUAAAUGGUUUAGCACUUUUCCUGCAUAUUCUAUUCAGAAUUUACGUCUACCCCUCCAAAAACUAUUAGGGAAUUAAAAGAUGCCAAGUUUGUCUCACUAAGUUUUAAUAGGUUUCUCCUCUGCUGUGGCCGUUUGUAACAGGCGUUAUGUAUCUGGUUAGCAGUGUCAGCUAUUUUCUGCUUUCUCUUGCUGUCUGACAAGACAGAGGAUCUUUUUAUAAUGAAGUUUAGGACAAUGUCACUGUUGGCCAUACAAAUCGUAUCCUCACUGAAAUGCAAAAAGGCCCUCGUUGAGCUCCAGGAAUGUAAGGAAGUUGUGGCUAUUGAGUCACAAUAUUAUGUGUGCACUAGGGUUUUCUUGCCUGGGUUCUGGAUGUCUCUUUUUGAGAUGGGAGCUCUGUGUGUAGACAUUGAAUAUCUGCAGAUGCUUCAGAAUUACUGCCUGGUGAAGCAUGGCUGCUCCCACCCAGCCAUGACAACAGGCAGUGCCAGCUCAGCAGGGAAGGAAUUGAUUUGGAUCCUUUUGCAACAGCAGUCUCAUCAUCCAAAUCUGACUCAGUGGAGAGCUGCAAAAUGCACAACAAAAUCUUCCUUUGGCUUGCAGGAGGGCCUUGGGUGUUCUGUCUUCUCAGGAUUGCCUUGGAGAUAGAGGAGCACAAAUGGUGUUAGGGUAGACUGUAACUGAACACAGUUGUAGAAACAUGUUCAUUGUUGUUGAAUACAUUGAAGGAAAACUCCAUAAAUACUACAAGCUAAUUAUUAAGAGGAAGAGUAAAGAAGGUCUUGAAAAUUGUCAAUGACAUUCGUCUUUUCAUGGUUGUUCCUGAAUCCCAAGGCUUCUUGAUGGGACUAGAAAGCUGUCCAUGCAUGAUUUUCUGUGUUUGUGUUGGAGCAUUUGCAUUACCAUGCUUGCCCUUUCUCCUCUGAAAUGAACUGAGCACUGUGCUGAGCCUGUUCCUCUAGAGAAGGACUGCCACCCCAGUGUUCUAGAGUUAUCCUCUAGAAUAACUGUUUGUUUGAAUGAUGUCUGUGAUGCACAAAAUAAUCAGAAAGCCUCCCUCUUGCACUGUGAUGUGCUGAAGUGAUACAGUUUAACAUUGUAAAUUGGUAUAACUGUGGGAUUAGGAACUGAAAAAUUGUGUUAGACUCAAAUAAAGACAACACUUGACUGCUUUGGUGGGGACAGAAUUAUUUGUAGAGACAUUACAUCUGGGAAAGCGUAGUCAAGGCUUUUCAAAAUUCUGUGAGUUGCUUUCCCACUGUAUCCCUGGUCUGAAGCAAUGUUGGGUGGGCACAGUUCCUGAACGUGGAGAUGCAACCAGGACACAGUUCAUUGGCAUGCCCCUGCUGUCACCACCAGCCUGUUUCUGCUCGGUUUCUCCUGCUGAGGGAUGGGGCUCUGUCCUUCUGGACUCCACGUCGUCUUUAUGCUGAACCAGGGCCAGGAUGAGGAACAGGAUUUCCCCGGUGUCCCUGUGGGCAGCGAGGACAUGGCCCCAGGCACUGCUGGGACUCUCUCAGCAGGACAGUUCAAUGCUCUCUCCUUUGACUAGCUGGGUGUGCACAGCCAGAGGCUUCAUGGCUCUUGGGAGGAGUGGAUCCAGGCUGCAGCAUGUGGCCAUGGUUCUUCAAUACUUAAUAUGUUCCAAAUUGGCAUAGUUAGUAUCCUGCAAAUUCUAAGUCAGAGUAAAAUUUGUCUUCCCCUCCAAAAACAGAAAUAAGGUAAAAAGGGCGCUCAGAUUCAUUCCUUCAGACAAUAUUGUAUUUCAGCUCUGUCUCAGUCAUUUCUGGUAGGCUUUCAGAAUGCACUCCCAACUAUGCUCUUGUUUCUCUUGUUUUCAGAUCAGACAUUGGAAUGCUUAUUCUUUGUUAAAGCUCAGUGGCACAGCUGUGUACACUACUAUGACACUUGCUGAAAUGACAGUUCUUUUCCCCACAAAAGCAAGGUAGUUCUGAAUACUGUGUUACAAUGUUGUGUUAGCACGGGGCUUUUUCUCUCUGAGGUUCUGGAUGUCUCUGUCUGAGAUGUGUGGGCUCUGUGUGUUUCUCUUUAUUCUCAGGACACCUCUCUGCAUGGCCAAUGUGCAUCUGCAGAUGCUUCACUGGUGCUGCCCAGUGAAAGUGGGUGUUGCUCCCAUGCAGCCAUUGCACUGCAGUCAUUUCCAGCUCUGCAGGCAAGAAGGCUGGAGUUUUGAUCCUUUCAGGGCAGAGAGCAGAGCAGCAAAACACCCGACAAAUUCUUUCCUUGGCCUGUCAGUGUGGGUUUGGUGUUCUGUCUCCCUGGGAUUGCCUGGGAAGUACAGCAGUGUCAGGACAAUCUGAGUUUGGACAGGUUAUAACUGCACAGAGUCAUGAAAACAUGUCCAUUGCCUGGGCAUGAAAACACCACAUAUCCAUUAAAGACAAUAUUCUGAAGAUCAAAUGAAGAACUUGAAAGCAGGACUUUUGAGUUUUGUUUCUCAUUCUUGUUUCUGAAUUUAUUGUUUUUCUCUUGGGAAGAGAAAGCUGUCGCCACAUGAUUGUCUGCAUUUGUGGUAGAGCAUUCUCAAGUGGUCCUUUCUCCUUCUACCCACUGAAAUGUACUGAGCAGUGUACUGAUCCUGUUCCUCUAGAGAAGGACUGCCACCCCAUCUAUAAAAACUGGUUGUUUGUAUGAUGUCUGUGAUGCAUGGAAUAUUCAGAAAGACUCCCUCACGCUGUAUUGUGCUGUAGUUGUAGAGAGUAACAUUGUGAACUGGUAUACCUCUGAGUUUAACAAUUGAAAAAAUUGGAUGCUGGGACUCUCUCUUCAGGACAGUUCAACACUCUUCCCUUUAACUUGCUGUGGUCUGCUCAGCCAUUGGAGUCAUGACCCAUGGUAAGACGGAAGCCGGUCUGCAUCAUAGGACAAUGAUUCCUCAAGAUUAUAUCUGGAUUUGCCAUUGGUUUACCAAUUUCUUGAAAAUUCUAUUCAGGAUUAAUAUCUACCACUCCAUAAACAAUGACCGAAGUAAAAGAAGCCAUAGUUCACUCACUUAGUAAUUUGUUUCAGCUCUCUUACUUCCAUUGGUAACAGGCUUUAAGUGUGUGCUUACCACUGACAGCAAUGCUCUUGAUUUUCUGUGUGACAACACAGAGGAUUUUUCAGUUCUGGGCUUUAGUAUGAUGUCACUGUUGGCCAAACAAAUCAUGUCCUCACUGAAAUGCAAAAUGGCCUUUGUUAUACUUCAGGAAAGCAAGGAAGUUAUGAGUAUUGAGUGACCAUGUCAUGUGAGCACGAGGCCCUUUCUUGCCUGAGUUUUGGAUGUCUCUGUCUGAGAUGGGAGCUCUGUAUGCAGACAUUGAAUAUGUGCAGAUGCUUCAGCAGUGCUGCCUGCUGAAGCAGGGAGUUGCUCCCAGCCAGCCAGUGGAGCACAGGCAGCUGCAGCUGAGCAGGGAAGGAGGAGAUUUGGGCCCUUUCAGUACAACAGUCUCACAUUCCUUAUCUAGCAUGAGUACAGCAACAAAAUGCACAAGGAAAUCUUCCUUUGGCUGGCAAGAAGGGCUUGGGUGUUCUGUCACCUCAGGCUUGCCUUGGAAAUAGAGAGGAGCACAAAUGGUGUUAGGGUAGACUGCAACUGAACAGGGCUGUAACAUGGAACAGAAACAUGUUCAUUGUCAUUGAAUGCAUUGUAGGAAAAAUCCACAAAUAUUAAAAGAUAAUUAUUGGAAGGAAGAGUCAAGCAGAACUUAAAGAUGUUGAGAUCACUCUGUUCAUUGUUCUUCCUGUAUCCCAAGGCUUGUUGAUGGCACUAGAAAACUGUCCCCACACGAUUUUCUGUGUUUGUGUCAGAGCAUUUGCAUUUCCAUGUUUGCCUGUUCUGCUUUGACCCACAGAAAUGGACUGAGCACUGUUAUAAGCCUGUUCCUCUAGAGAAGGACUGCCAACCCAUCUAGAAUAACUGGUUGUGUGAAUGAUGUCUGUGAUGCAUGGAAUAUUUAGAAAAACUCUCUCAUGCUGUUUCCUCCAAAGUAAUAAAGAUUAAUACUGUGAAUUGGUAUACCUCUGAGUUUAACUAU
Molecule: messenger RNA, 7146 nt
Organism: Passer domesticus (house sparrow)
Lineage: Eukaryota; Metazoa; Chordata; Aves; Passeriformes; Passeridae
Product: protocadherin beta-15-like
Exons: 1
Coding region: 572-3013 (813 amino acids)
Biological process (GO): homophilic cell-cell adhesion
Cellular component (GO): plasma membrane
Molecular function (GO): calcium ion binding
Source: RefSeq, a predicted model, not a curated record